Nerophis ophidion (straightnose pipefish) is the source of this 1878-nucleotide messenger RNA. Its product is annotated as C-C motif chemokine 22-like. The record is from RefSeq and is a predicted model, not a curated record. Bases 12 to 344 code for a protein of 110 amino acids. The transcript has 3 exons. Gene Ontology annotation, molecular function: chemokine activity; CCR chemokine receptor binding. Lineage: Eukaryota; Metazoa; Chordata; Actinopteri; Syngnathiformes; Syngnathidae. Gene Ontology annotation, biological process: lymphocyte chemotaxis; monocyte chemotaxis; G protein-coupled receptor signaling pathway. Gene Ontology annotation, cellular component: extracellular region.
GACCUCUGAAGAUGAGAAACCCAGCUGUCACCAUGAAGACACUUGUACUGCUCACUCUGGUGUGUUUCCUGCAAGUCAGCGUGUGUUCAGUCGUAAACACCUUGUUGAAGGUUUGCUGCCCCGGCAUCGGAAAAAUAUGUAUCCCAUUUGAAAAUGUCCAUCAUCUAGAAACAACAUCAAAGAGCUGCAAGCCCAAAGCCAUUAUAGUCAAAACAGUGAACGGUAAAAGUGUUUGCCUCGACCCCAGCUGGGUGUGGACAAAAUAUCUGUUGGAAAAAUCAUCAGGCAACAACCCAUCUCCACCGGAAUGCUGUAUAAAACAUAGGGUUGUUGAAGUCCUGUGAAGAGGAAGUUCCUUCAUGUCAGUUUUUGCGUAAUGCUCUGUCUGCUCUACAAUGAGGACCAGGGGGUGGUUAAAACAACUGUAGGAAACAUUUUGUACAUUAGAAAUGUUUAAUUGCUGUACCUGAACAAAACAUAUUGACUUUGUGUUAAAAAGUGAAAAAUAUAAUUAGCGGAAUAUCUGACAAUGUAGACAUGUGGACAUUGGGGGCGGUACCUCUGGAUUGUUGGAACCGGAGGGUGUGUUCCAACUAUCGGGGAUCACACUCCUGGUCCUGGUCGUGGAAAUGUGGACCAGCUCUUUACUCUCAGCAGGGUCCUUGAGGGUGCAUGGCUUCAUCUGGCCAGGAUCUUCAGCUCUCACUGGAUCGGUUCGCAACCGAGUGUGAAGCGACCGGGAUGAGAAUCAGCACCUCCAAGUCCGAGUCCAUGGUUCUCGCCGGGAAAGUGGAGGAGUUCAAGUGCCUAGGAGUCUUGUUCACGAGUGAGGGAAGAGUGGAUCGUAAGAUCAAAAGGCAGAUCGUUGCGGCGUCUUCGGUAAUGCGGACGCUGUAUCGAUCUGUUGUGGUGAAGAAGGAGCUGAGCCAGAAGGCAAAGCUCUAUAUUUACCAGUCGAUCUACGUUCCCAUCCUCACCUAUGGUAAUGAGCUUUGGGUUAUGACCGAAAGAACAAAAUCACGGGUACAAGCGGCCGAAAUGAGUUUCCUCCACCUAAAAUAUCGGGUGAGAAGCUCUGCCAUCCGGGAGGAGUUCAAAGUAAAGCCGCUGCUCCUCCACAUCGAGAGGAGCCAGAUGAGGUGGUUCGGGCAUCUGGUCAGGAUGUCACCCGAACGCCUCCCUAGGGAUGUAUUUCGGGCACGUACAAACGGUAGGAGGCCACAGGAAAGACCCAGGACAGGUUGGGAAGACUAUGUCUCCCGGCUGGCCUGGGAACGCCCCGGGAUCCCCCGGGAAGAGCUGGACGAAGUGGCUGGGGAGAGGAAAGUCUGGUCUUCCCUGCUUAGGCUGCUUCCCCCGCGACCCGACGUCGGAUAAGCGGAAGAUGAUGGAAUGUUUUCACUGCUGCAAUAUGUUGAAGACCAAUAAUAAAUAGCUCCCAGAGCCACACUUUGGACCGCCCUUGUGCUGUAGGUUUGCCUCACACUGUUUCAGAAAUAUUCGUUUUUUUAUUUGUAAUGCUUUGUUAUGCUUUUAUUACAUUUCCUAUCCAAUGUGUAUUUUUGUAUUUUAAUCAUGUUUUUUUUUUUUUUAAUGUGUGUCUGUUGUGAAUACUGCUUGUACAUUGUUUGUAUAUGACGUAACAUCACCUGUGUCAGGAGCAAAUAUUUUUGCUACUUGUUAGUAUUGUUUUGGAUAUUCAUUUAGAUAGGAAUGUUUCAUUAGGUGACAUUUUAAUACACUGUGAGGAGACAAAACUGCCAAUAAAUGACUCAGUUAUUAUAUGAUGGUAAUAUAUGAUGGAUUCCACAUCCUGAUUUGAUGACUGCUGCUGUCACAAUAAAUGAGUCAAAGACCGCACGUAAUUGUAGUGAACAC